Messenger RNA from Fusarium sp. VM40, 1926 nucleotides. The record is from the annotation of a GenBank genome assembly. Lineage: Eukaryota; Fungi; Ascomycota; Sordariomycetes; Hypocreales; Nectriaceae.
AUGUCUUCCUCCGAUAUCACCAUGAAAGGCCAAUGGGCCCAAAGAUUACUCCGCCAGAAACUCCAACAAACUCUCAAUAAACUCCCUCCUGCUGUGGCUAUUCCUGGUGGUGGAGGCGGGCAUAAUCGCUUUCUCUUGCCAGGUGCCCCUCAAAGAUCUAUCACCUGGGACAGCCUACCCCAGGACUCAUACUAUGAGGAGGCCGAGGAAGAAGGUGGUGGUAUGGCUUCGUUCAAAGCUCCCAAGGCUGAACCGGAGUACCCUCCCCGCAAGGUGUGUAUCGUGGGCGCUGGAGUCGCAGGACUCUACAUUGCCAUGAUACUCGAUAGUCUCAAAUUGCCUGGCCUCACCUAUGAGAUCCUCGAGGCCAAUGAACGUAUUGGUGGCCGUAUAUACACGCAUUACUUCAGUAAACGAGACCACGACUACUACGAUAUUGGUGCCAUGAGAUUUCCUAGAAUCCCUAUCAUGGAUCGUACCUUUGACCUGUUUGACAAAACCGAGGUUCCGUUGAUCAAGUACUACUUGAAUGGAGACAAGUGCCCCAAGCUCUUCAACGACAAGUUCUUUGAGGAAGGCGUCACUGAUCCUUAUCAUGUCAGCAAAGCCAACGGUGGCCAUGUCCCUGAUGAGUGGAUCAAAAAGGACAUUGCAGGCGAUGCCUUCAAACCGUACAAGGAUGCCCUCAAGAAGGAUUUCAACACAGGCUGGGACAAGCUGAUGGAAGCUGAUGCUUUCAGCACCCGAGAGUAUCUGAAGGCCGGAGGACCAGAGGGUAAAGAGACAAAAUACGAUUACUUCACCAUCCAGUGGGCUGAGACGCAGAACACCUCGACCAACCUGUUUGAUCAGGCUUUCUCUGAGAGCGUGAUGGACUCUUUCGAUUUUGACUAUCCCGCCACCAAGUGGGAGAUUGAUCCGGUCACAGGCGAGAAGAAAGAAGUCAAGGUGGAGGUCGAAUGGUCUUGUAUCCUGGGAGGAUCCGACCUCCUGAUCGAUGGAAUGAAGAAGCUCAUUACUCAGGAGGUGCAGACCAAGAAGCGCGUUGAGGCCAUCUGCAUAGAUCGCGAAUCAAAGAGUGACAACAACAUGUCAGUUAAGUGUGCUGACGAAGAGAGCCCUCGCGAGGGGUACGAUACUGUCUUCAACACUACAGCGCUUGGUUGUCUGGGCCGCAUGGAUCUUCGCUCGCUUGACUUGGAUCCGUCUGUCAAAGAUGCCAUUCGAUCUCUUCACUAUGACGACUCUGUCAAGGUCGCAUUGAAGUUCAGUCAUCCUUGGUGGAACACUACCUGCGGCAUCGACAAGGGUGGAGUGUCCAGCACUGAUCUUCCGCUACGAACCUGCGUGUAUCCAUCAUACAACAUUGACGAUGGCCCUACCAACGAGGCUGUGCUGCUUGCUUCAUACACUUGGGCACAAGAUGCAACUCGUAUGGGGUCGUUGAUUGGUACAGAGGAAGGCGAGAAGGAAUUGAUUGAUGUUCUUUUGAAGAACCUGGCACGGAUGCAUCAGAAUGGGUCAACAUAUGAGAAGAUCUACAAGACGAUCAAGGAAGCGUAUACUGGAAAGUACCACGUGUACUCCUGGUCUCACGAUCCCUACACAUCGGGUGCGUUCGCUCUUUUCGGAGGCGGGCAGUUCAGCGAGCUAUAUCCCCUCUUGUCUCUCCCUGCCGCGGAUGGUAAGUUCCACAUGGUUGGCGAGGCUUCAAGCGUCCAUCAUGCGUGGGUGGUUGGUGCUCUCGAUAGCGCCGUUGCAGCAGUACACAAGUUUCUGCGUAAGUAUUACCCUGUGGAGGUUGUCAAGAGACUGAGGUCGGAGUGGAAUGACCCUGAGGAGAUUGACGCUGGUGUGAACGGGACUAUUCAUUUGCAACUUGCUUUUGAUGAGCUGCAGCGAGAAUUGAGGGAGAUGGGGCUGUAA